AUGUCACAGCCAAGUCCAACGAAAUCCGAACGACGCGUUCUGGUUGACAAAUCAACCAACGCGUCUCUGACUCGAUCCCUUUCCCAGAGCACAACCAAGUCGAACCUCUCUACAUCUAAAGCUCUGUGCGACGUCAUGCCCCCGAUACCCUCUUCUGUCCUGACGGGCCAGAAAAGAUCAAUUGACCAGGUAGACUUUGAUCAGAAUGGAUCAAGUUCGACAAAGAGCUCAUUCAACAGGAUCCGGCGAGAAGAUGAAUUCUAUAUCUAUGAAGAGAGUAACACUCAAUCUAGCACAGAUACUGAUAAACAGAUGACUCUUUCAUCUGCCUUUCUUCAAACCGCACCUUUCCUUGAUCAAAACACUCCACCCAAAAUCUCAUCUUCACAAAGAAGCGACACCAUGUCUUCCCUGCUUAAUCUCAGCUUUGGGACUGAGAACAAGUCCCUGCCCAACCCCUCAGCACCCUCCCCCACAAAACCGAAAGCAGCCACCACCACCACCACUACCACCACUUCAGUCGUGCCGACGGACCCCACUGAGAGAAAGGCUUUUAUCCAACAGAAAGCAGAUCUACUCCGCAGUCGCGUCCAGUUUGCCAUGAAAAACAUGAAAAACGUCAAAGACAACCAGAUCGACCGUCGUAUCUCGGAGCUCGAGGCACAUGCAAAUAGCCGCGAUCGCCUUUCCAUCUCCCACCUACUACGCUCUUCCCCACGCCCGAUCAACGCGACCAGAAUUCAGCUCCAUCAGCAGCAGCAGCAUCGACAGGGCAAGGACGAGGCUAUGGACCUGACCCCAAAGGCCAAAAUUCCCAAGCUCCUCCCAGCGCCCAUUCUGCGCCCAGGUCCUUACGCACCGAAAAAUACAAUCCAUUCCCCACCACCCGCCUCAACUGCUAGCAACAAGAUGGAGGGCGAGGCGACUCCCGCCGAUGCCAGCGUGUCCAAUGAAAGCAUACACAAAAAUAAAAGCAAUGGCAACGGCAACCAUAGCAGCGAUCACGGUGACGGCGACGAUAACCCCCCCGAAACCCCUGCCUCUCCCGUUCAAUCACACAGCCCUCCACAGACCGGUGACCCGAUCAUCAUGAUCAAGAAAAACGUGAAGAUGUGCGCUGUGGAACAGAUGCUUGCUGCGGAGAAGGAUGAUGCGAUUGAUGGGCUGAUGAAACUGAUGCAGACUACGACUAAAUAUGAUGCGCUAGACGAGGAAUGGACUGGGUGA
This is a messenger RNA of Paracoccidioides brasiliensis Pb18, 1227 nucleotides long. RefSeq lists its product as uncharacterized. The record is from RefSeq and is a predicted model, not a curated record. Bases 1 to 1227 code for a protein of 408 amino acids. The transcript has 3 exons.